AAGACAAGCUGAGUAUAGUUUGACACGAACAGCAAGUUGUUAAAAAUCAUUCGAAGAUAGAACAUCAACUACAAAUUUUAAUAUGAAACUUUUAUUUGCAUUACUCGUCGUUGUCGUCAGCCUUUUCGUCUUGGCUAGUGCUGGAAGACCUGCGGCAUGCUCUCAACCACACGCCUUUAAUGGUGAAAACCCAUGCCGAGGCUUUAUGCCAUCAUGGUCAUACGAUAAAUCUGCAAACAACUGUGUGAAAUUCAUUUUUGGAGGUUGCAAUGGAAAUGACAACAUUUUCGAUACAAAGGAAGACUGUGAAGCUCUCUGUAAGAAAUAAACUCAUUUUAUAACUUAGUUAAAAAUAAAGAAACAAUUAAACU
This is a messenger RNA of Episyrphus balteatus (marmalade hoverfly), 371 nucleotides long. RefSeq names its product trypsin inhibitor-like. Gene Ontology annotation, molecular function: serine-type endopeptidase inhibitor activity. The transcript is spliced from 2 exons. The record is from RefSeq and is a predicted model, not a curated record. Bases 83 to 328 code for a protein of 81 amino acids. NCBI's taxonomy places the organism in Eukaryota, Metazoa, Arthropoda, Insecta, Diptera, Syrphidae.